AUGCUGACCAAGUUAGACCAAGUCAGGCCAAGUCAGACCAAGUCAAGCCAGGUCAGGCCAAGUCAGGCCAAGUUAGACCAAGUCAGGCCAAGUCAGACCAAGUCAGGCCAAGUUAGACCAAGUCAGGCCAGGUCAGACCAAGUCAGGCCAGGUCAGACCAAGUCAGACCAAAUUAGACCAAGUCAAGCCACGUCAGACCAAGUCAGGCCAGGUCAGACCAAGUCAGACCAAGUUAGACCAAGUCAAGCCAGGUUAGACCAAGUCAGCCCAAGUCAGACCAAGUCAGGCCAAAUCAGACCAAGUCAGUCCAAGUCAGACCAAGUCAGGCCAGGUCAGACCAAGUCAGGCCAAGUCAGACCAAGUCAGGCCAAGUCAGACCAAGCCAAGUCAGACCAAGUCAGGCCAAGUCAGACCAAGUCAGACCAAGUCAGACCAAGUCAGACCAAAUCAGACCAAGUCAGACCAAGUCAGACCAAAUUAGACCAAGUCAGGCCAAGUCAGGCCAAGUCAGACCAAGUCAGACCAAGUCAGACCAAGUCAGACCAAAUUAGACCAAGUCAGACCAAGUCAGGCCAAGUCAGACCAAGUCAGACCAAGUCAGGCCAAGUCAGACCAAGUCAGACCAAGUCAGGCCAAGUCAGACCAAGUCAGACCAAAUCAGACCAAGUCAGACCAAGUCAGACCAAGUCAGACCAAGUCAGACCAAGUCAGGCCAAGUCAGACCAAGCAGCAGUUGGACUAUUCUUGUCUACUUUAUGUAAUACAAUGUACCGCGACUAUCACACCAAGAAUGAAUAUCAAAUGUGUACUAUGAUUUUCUUUUAUCAUUUGAUAUACAUUGAAGCUCCGUCUGUUUGUCUGGUCCUAAUGAAGAACACUUUAUUUCUCCCAAUCAAUUUGAAACUUUAG
This is a messenger RNA of Biomphalaria glabrata, 909 nucleotides long. RefSeq names its product salivary glue protein Sgs-3-like. The transcript is spliced from 2 exons. The record is from RefSeq and is a predicted model, not a curated record. The coding region runs from base 1 to 909 and encodes 302 amino acids. Lineage: Eukaryota; Metazoa; Mollusca; Gastropoda; Planorbidae.